This is a messenger RNA of Xyrichtys novacula (pearly razorfish), 5206 nucleotides long. The record is from the annotation of a GenBank genome assembly. Lineage: Eukaryota; Metazoa; Chordata; Actinopteri; Labriformes; Labridae.
AGAACCUGAGAUCAUGUUUACAUGCUGGGUUUGCUGGGUCAGGUACUCUUGAAAUUCCCUCACAAAAUCAAUCGGCUCGGUCUUUAUCUCCUCCAUUUUCUUUCUGGAUUAAACUGGAGGGAAAAGAUAGAUAAGUCUGCUUUUAUGGUAACAGCCACCAAUACACAACCUCUACAGAAGCCUUUAUGCUUAGCUCUCCCGUAGCUACAAACAACAAUGCUAUUGUUGCCAAGCUAAUGCCAGCCAACCCUUACACGGGUUUUCUGUUAUUCAUAACAUAGAGUAGUUAAUAUAAUUCGUAGAUAAGUUGAUGCGGUACCUUUCAGUGUCCGAGAAACAUCCUCAACUGGCAGAAAACAAGAUGUAAAAAGAGGCGCCGAUGAUAAAUUAUCCGGCUGAUAUUGUAUCUUCGUAAACACUUCCGUUUCACAUCCCUUGUUCCGUGUCACAGCAAACGCAACUGUUGCCUUCAUGUACUUCAGGAAAUGCUUCGAUCGAUUUCGAACAGCUAUACGACUAUUAAAAACGUUUCAUUUUUUUUUCUGUCGUUACAACAAGGCUUUAUAGGUUUCUCUGUAUUUGAAAAUACUAACACAAAGCACAGUGUUUGCCAGCAUUGACAGUUUUUGUAUUCACUCUCUAAUUUUUAAAGUAGGUUAAAGCACAGCCGUAAAAAUCAAAUGUCCGAGUCCCUCAAUGUGCAAUUAAACGCAGCAUCACAUGUAAACAUUUUAUAACAAAUCAUGGCUGCCCCGCUGGUCAAGCUUUUCUCGAAGGUGAGAUGGACACUUUUAAUCAGAUCUAAGAAUGUCUUUGGAAGUUUGCGCUGUUAUUUUAAUGUUUUUCAGACUGUAUUGAUCUUUUAUCCUUGAAUUACGUAACCUGACUUGCCCCUGGUGAUGUGACGGCGAGAGCUAGCAAACAGCUAACUCUAGGUUGAGAGCUUAAAGGGACGUGUUCAAGCACAAACUCUGCUUUAUCUCAUUCAUAACCUCACUAAUGUUCCUGUUGUUGACAUACAUGCACGUUUAAAUCAUUUAUUGACCUGUGUGUUCAUGUAAAUAAGCGGUCCACAUCUCCCCUCAGUCAUGCAGGCAGAUCUGCAGACCCUGGGGUUCAUGCCGGGCUGGAUGGAGGAGUUUGUCCAACAGAGCUGCCCCAGAUGUAUCCUCAGACCAGGCAGGUGGUGGGGUGUCCUUUCCCCCGCUUCAGACGUUUUCAGAGGAGGAGAGUAUGAUGAGGGAAGCAGGUGAGCUUUAAGUGUUUAUUUACAGUUUAUUUACACACAUCCUCCUCAAACACUCAACAUGUGUCUUGUUGUCUACAGUGAAGAAAUAUGCACAAGAGCGCAUUGCUCCAUUUGUGUCAAAGAUGGAUGAGGAGUCUAAGAUGGAUGAGGAAGUCAUUAAGACUUUAUUUGAACAGGGGGUGAGUGUUUAUGGUGGCAUUAAUGAUCAAAUCCAAGAUACUAUUUUACUGAGUCUGAGCUUUUUUUUAAUACAGCUGAUUUCAUUCAUUUUUGUUUACAGCUCAUGGGUAUUGAGAUCGAUCCAGAAUACGGUGGCACGGGCUCAUCAUUCUUCUCUUCCAUUCUGGUCAUUGAAGAGCUGGCGAAGGUUGACGCGUCCAUAGCUGUGCUCUGUGACAUCCAGAACACACUGAUCAACACGCUGUUUGUCAAACUGGGAACACCUGCUCAGAAAGAGCAGUACCUCACCCGACUGUCAACUGAUAUGGUGAGCAUCAAACUGUCUCUUAAUGCGUGGUGCAACACUACGUUUACUUCUGAGAGGAGGCUGGGUGAUAAAACGAUAACGACAUAUAUUGUUACAACCCAGUUUGGGAAGGGAAAGGACGUAACAUAAACCCUGGUUUAGUUGUUGUAAAAAAUGGAUGUUUAAUUGCAAAAUAAAUAAGAGUUUGGGGGGAAAAAAACAGAGGAAUAUGGAAUACUGCUCAAAGAAACAAACAAAUGCAACAAAAGGCGACUCUAAACUAGAGUGAGAAACCGAAAUCACUUAAUCAAAUAACUCAACUAGCAGUUAAAACAAUCGAAGGGUGAGCAGCACCCUUAUCCCAGUGGUAGUUUUCACCCCCUCUUUUUCCUCACAGAUUGGAAGCUUCUGCCUCUCUGAAGCAGAGUCAGGGAGUGAUGCCUUCGCUCUAAAAACACGUGCUGAAAAACACAAAGACUAUUAUAUCAUCAACGGAUCCAAGAUGUGGAUCAGCAACGCAGAGCAUGCCGGUGUUUUCCUGGUGAUGGCCAAUGUGGAUCCUUCUGCUGUGAGCUCAUUUUUUGUUCUUGGUGUAUAUUUUUGGUCAAUAUAAAAGUUAUCAUUACCUCAAUAACCACAGAGAUGAAUCAGGGGUAGUUGAACUGAACAGUUCAGCAUCAGAAGUAGCUUUUAUCUCGAGUUUAUUGUAUUAGUUUACAUUAAACCGCAGUGAUUUUGCUUCCAUGAUUUCUAAAAAUGUUGUCAUAUUCACAUUUGAUUGGCAGGGAUACAGGGGCAUCACAUGUUUCAUUGUGGACCGGGACACAGAGGGUCUUGAAAUCUGCAAAAAAGAGAACAAACUCGGCCUACGAGCGUCCUCCACCUGUCCACUCAACUUUGAUAAUGUCAAGGUACUUUGAGCUGUACAGUUUGUUUACCAUCCAGUGCUUGAGCUUUAUUUGAGCUUAAAUCUCUGCUGUCCACUGAAGGUACCGGAGAAGAACAUUUUGGGACAGAUUGGUCAUGGGUAUAAGUAUGCCAUUGGGAUGUUGAAUGAAGGCAGGAUCGGAAUCGCCGCCCAGGUAAAACAUACUGUACCUUAAUGAUGUGUUCAACAUUACAAAUAGGAAUAAUAUACUGUAUGCGCUGACUUCUCUUUAUGUGUUUCAGAUGGUUGGGCUGGCGCAGGGCUGCUUCGACCACACGGUUCCUUACACUAGACAGAGGGUUCAGUUUGGAAAACGCAUCUUUGACUUCCAGGUAAAAAUCGCUAAAUGACUUCCAUUCCUUUAAAUGUUACACGUUUUGCUUUAAAGGUUAUUCUGCAGGAUGGUGUACUCACUUAAGUCUUAAUGGCGCUGUUCUCAUUUCAGGGUAUGCAGCACCAAAUAGCUCACGUAGCAACACAGAUCGAAGCAGCUCGGUUGCUGACGUACAACGCCGCUCGCUUGAAAGAGGCUGGGAGACCUUUUAUUAAAGAGGCCUGCAUGGCAAAAUACUUCACUUCAGAGGUAUUGCUGUUACUUUUACGGAUUCUUAUGAUGUAUUUUAAUGGGCCUGAGCUUUUUAUGACAACUUUUUAGGAAUGAUUAAAAAUGUUGCGUUUCCGUUAUUGCUGUGUUAGUUUUAUUUCACGAUUGUUAUAUGUUUUGAAUUUUGGUUACUUUCUUUGUGAUUCAUUUAUUUUGUUUGCUGAUAGUAGCCCAAAUAUCGGUUUCGUUUAUUUUUCCAGUUUAUGCAGGUAUGAAAUCUUCAUCUUCUUCCUCUUCUGCAGGUUGCAACUCUUACCACAUCUAAAUGUAUUGAAUGGAUGGGAGGAGUGGGCUUCACUAAAGACUACCCCAUUGAGAAAUACUACAGAGACUGUAAAAUCGGUGAGCACGACUUCACUAAUAUUUGCUAAAAGUUUGUGUGUUUGUUCGACAGCUGUUUGGAUUAGCUGUAAUAGUUUAGGUAAUAGUAACUGGAGCUAUAACUGGAAAGGACACAGCUCAUGAAAGCUGGAGGAAGGUCAAGCAAGGCUGUUUGUGAUUGGACCAGAGCAGUGGGAGGAAAGAGAAGGGCGCUGAUAGUCGUUGCUGUAAUCAGACUCUGCAGGAAUUCCCCAGUCUGACCUCUCCGAGUGCUAUUAGACCAACACACAGCCAAGGAAGCUGCCAGGGCAAAAUGCUACUUUUCCUUUCAUCGCGGUCGUUCAGGGCUCCUGAGCUCUGCAGUCUGGGCUGAAUAAAUACUCCCUUUGUUUGUCCUGAGAGUGAAAGCUGCAGAUUCAUGCUCUCUUUAGGGAGAUUUGACUAAAGUGACCUUGUUUUUCUACUUCAGGAAUUCAGUCGAAUGUUUUGUUUUGUCUCUAUUUCUCCAGGUACCAUUUAUGAGGGCACCACAAAUGUCCAGCUGACCACGAUGGCCAAGUUCAUCGAUAAGGAGUAUGACUACUGAGACUGAUGUUUGCUCCGAGAUGUGUUACACUCCAUAUUCUUUCCUUCAUGACUUUGAUGGGAUGCAGUGACUGUAGAUCUGCUUUAAAGUUUCAAGAGGUUUGUGGAAGUUUCAGACGGAGAUGGGCACCAUAAAACAAAUACGAACUUAAAAAAUUCAGUUCAGUAAAAGGGGAUGCCACAACACGUGCAAUAAAAGACUCAAUCCAAACAUUACAACCAUAAAGAUCCUCCAUUAUCUUCAAGUCUUUAAAGCAUUAACGCUGGUGCACAAGUUGUCUGGGAAAGCAGUCUCAGCAUAGAUGCUCCUACUGUGGAGAUUUCUGGCACUUUUCAUUGAUUCAGAUUAUUGAGCUCAGCAAGAACUGUCCUUUGAGCUCCCAAACGGCUCUGUAUAGUAUAGUUCAUGUACUAAAGCUGGUUCAUAAAGCCAAGUUUGGAUGUCUCAGUGUAGAUGCUGUCUGCUUCAGUGAAGUUGCAUAAAGCACAAUAUCAACAUUAAAGAAAACUGAAUUCAAUGGAAAGUAGAGUUUCAAUAAUCAUUUUUUCGAUAGUUGUCCAUGUUGAAAGUUAAUUUUAAAAUACAACCACUAAAGGGUUAAUGGACAUGUACCCAGCUCUGGUUUCAGAUGUCUGUCCUCCACUUGUCCUCUUGUUUUGUCCUGCUGUUACUGAUGUUGUGGUUACCUUUUUCUAACUUUAGGGUUUAGUUGAUGCAGUUUAUUCCCUGUUUUUGAUUUACUCAAGACCUUCUAAAAGUAAGGAUUAGAGUUUUUUCACUUCCCUUUUCAAGCUGUGCUCUAUAUCAGAAGUUGCAACAUGGAAAUUCAUUUUUCUUUGAAUGUUUCAGUGCCUUCAGGAGGUCUUCUAUCCCUGAGAUCAUUAACUUUCGGUGUUUUCUUGGUGCUGGAUACUCUCAGAAAGCUGGAUUCUAACAUUUCACUCAUUUAUAUACUUUACAAAAACUGUAGAGGAGAAGAUGAGAUAAUGUCAUAAACUGUAAAAACUAGUCUGUCAAUAACGUUCAAUAAUAAAUGUCAAGUAUCCUGUAGA